GAUAAGGAGACCUGAAAAAGAUGAUGAACCUGAGGCUGCAAAUUCACCGGAAAUAGAGCCAAGCGAACCACCAAGCUCCAUCAAGAGUGACUUGAUAGUUGCCCAGACUACAUUGGAUAGAAAUAAUUCUGAAAGGCGGUCUGCUCCAUCUCCAAGCCCAAGCCAAGGGGACGAAAACGAGGGAAGAACGAGAAUUCCAAUCCAACGAUCACCGGAACAAACUAAGAGGGUAUCUCCAGUUCCUAAUCCUGCUGGCGGCAUUGACCAUAGCAAAUUGGGAGAUAAAGAAAGCUGCGACCUGUUUACAGGGGAAUGGGUUCCCAACCCAGAGGCACCGUAUUAUACCAACUCCACGUGUUAUGGAAUUUACGAUCAUCAGAAUUGUAUGAAAUAUGGAAGGCCCGAUACUAACUUUUUGAAAUGGAGGUGGAAACCAGACGGAUGCGAGCUGCCCAUAUUCGAUCCGCACCAGUUUUUGGAAGUGGUUAGGGGAAAGUCCAUCGCCUUUGUGGGAGACUCUCUGGCAAGAAAUCACAUGUUGUCAUUGAUGUGCCUCUUGUCGAGGGUUCUUUAUCCUCUGGAUGUUUCAACUGCUAAUGACGAAAAUAGACGCUGGGCAUACAGGGAGUAUACCUUCAACGUUUCCAUGUUCUGGGCUCCCUAUCUGGUAAGGUCAGAAAGAACUGAUCCCAACAAUAUAACCCGCCCUUUCAAUCUGUAUCUUGAUGAGUUUGAUGAUGGCUGGACAACAAAAGUUCAAGCGUAUGACUACAUUAUCAUCUCAGCUGGGCAAUGGUUCUUCAGGCCAACCAAUUUCUAUGAAAAUCGCACCCUCGUUGGCUGCCUGGCCUGUAAACAAGACAAUGUUACUCAGUUCACAAUGAAUUUUAGCUAUGAAAGAGCUUUCAGGACAGCUUUCAGAGCAAUUAUCAGCUUAGCAAACUUCAAGGGUGUAACAAUCCUUAGGACCAUUGCCCCGUCGCACUUUGAAGGUGGGGUUUGGGACCAAGGUGGAGAUUGUGUGAGAACGAGGCCCUUCAACAGGAAUGAGACUGUCUUGGCGGAUUAUAACUCAGAACUGCACAAAAUACAAUUGAAGGAACUUAGAAUUGCUCAAGAAGAAGGAAGCAAAUGGGGUUUAAGGUUUCGAUUAUUUGAUGUAACGCAGGCUAUGUCGCUGAGACCAGACGGUCACCCCAGUAAAUACGGUCACUGGCCAACUGAGAAAGUGACUAAUGAUUGCGUGCAUUGGUGUUUGCCCGGUCCGAUCGACGCAUGGAAUGACUUCUUACAAGAAUUAAUCAAACGGGAGGAAACAAAAAAAUCAUCAUAUAGGUAUACCUAGAGUAGUUGAGGAAUUCAUUUGGGAUUCUCCCCACAAAACGUACUCCCAAAAAUUUUAUUACUGCGACAGCAAUAAACUUCUAGCAUGCAUUUGUUUCUUCCAUUAUCCUUUUCUCUUUGCUUUUUUCUUUUUU
Messenger RNA from Coffea eugenioides, 1478 nucleotides. RefSeq names its product protein trichome birefringence-like 19. The record is from RefSeq and is a predicted model, not a curated record. The transcript has 2 exons. Gene Ontology annotation, molecular function: O-acetyltransferase activity. The coding region runs from base 386 to 1345 and encodes 319 amino acids. Lineage: Eukaryota; Viridiplantae; Streptophyta; Magnoliopsida; Gentianales; Rubiaceae. Gene Ontology annotation, cellular component: Golgi apparatus.